Aspergillus japonicus CBS 114.51 is the source of this 1168-nucleotide messenger RNA. Its product is annotated as bifunctional precorrin-2 dehydrogenase/sirohydrochlorin ferrochelatase MET8. Gene Ontology annotation, molecular function: protoporphyrin ferrochelatase activity; precorrin-2 dehydrogenase activity. The transcript is spliced from 3 exons. NCBI's taxonomy places the organism in Eukaryota, Fungi, Ascomycota, Eurotiomycetes, Eurotiales, Aspergillaceae. Gene Ontology annotation, biological process: siroheme biosynthetic process. The coding region runs from base 84 to 803 and encodes 239 amino acids. The record is from RefSeq and is a predicted model, not a curated record.
CUCCGAUAGGAAAACUUGCCUAUGACACAACCACCACCACCACCAUCACCAACCACUUGUGUCUUACAUCCACAAGAAUCGCAAUGUCGCAAGAAUUCCCCGAGGUUCAGGGAGGAGGCUCCUUGAUCAUUGCCUGGCAAGCAAAGAAUAAACAUAUCCUAGUAGUCGGUGGGGGAGAGGUCGCAGCCGGUCGCAUCCUGCACGCUCUCAACGCCGACGCCCACGUGACGGUCGUGUGCCCGGCGGCCGGCCUGAACGCCGAGGUCGCCCACCGGGUGGCCCAGUGCCAGGUGAGGCACGUCGACCGGGCCUUCGCGCCCCAAGACCUCGACACGGCCGACAUGGUGCUGUGCGCCAUCGACGACCCGGCGGCCUCGACGCGCGUCUGGCAGCUCUGCCAGGCGAAGCGCAUCCCCGCCAACAUCGCCGACGUGCCCCCGGAGUGCGACUUCUACUUCGGCAGCAUGCACCGCGACGGGCCCCUCCAGGUCAUGGUCAGCACCAACGGCAACGGGCCCCGGCUGGCCAGCCUCGUCCGCAAGAAGAUCGCCGCCGCCCUGCCGGCCAACAUGGGCGCCGCCAUCGAGAACGUCGGCCUGCUGCGCCGGAAGCUGCGCGAGACGGCGCCUCUCGUCGAGGAGGGGCCGAAGCGCAUGAAGUGGAUGUCGGGGGUUUGUGAGUCGUGGAGCUUGGAGGAUCUCGUCGAGAUGGACGAGCGCGAUAUGGACGCGCUGCUGGCUUUCUAUGCCUCCGGGGAGAUUCCCCCGUUGAAGGAGAUUCGGGCCAAGGCUCCGGGGAAUUGAGAACGGCACAUAUAUAUUCUACGGGGAUCGGCGCUACGUGGUUAUGGUUGUAUGAUAUGCUGGGCUUGGGUUGGUUGGGAUUCGGUGAGUAUUACAAGACAGUCAGUAGCCGAAGUCGGCCGGUUCUGCGAUUGCGCGACAGGAGGCAUACUCGCGAGGAUUUCUACCAAGCUGAAGUGAAAUGGGCUUACUAUGGUUCAUACAAAUCCCCACUCCGGACCUCAACUGAGAGCUACGCUUGAAAGACCAGUCUCGCUGCGAGAGUGGGCGACGGGCAACAGGACUGAAAAUAACCCCCUGCAACGCUUCCAUGAAGAUGGUAUUUUGUACAUACAUAUAUAGAGAGCCCGCUUGCACAAAAUAUG